AUGCAAAUUAGAGGGCAGCAAAUAGAGGAUAAAGAGAGGAGGCUAAAAGAUGAUAACCAUCUCUAGAGAAUAGAAAAGCAAGCUAAAGAGGAGAACGCUCCAGAAAACUAAGUCUCUUAGCCAAAAAGAGGAAGACAAAAGAAGAAUUAAGUAUUAGAAAGGCCAAAUGAAAUUCUUAAGAAUACUAUUUUCCAGGGCUUGAGAUAAGGAAACACUAACUUGAGGAAUUUCAAAGAUGAUAUUCUAAAAUAAUUCUGUCAUAUUCUCUAGAUAAAUGAUAAUGGCAAUCAAGCCGAUUUUGUUAUGGUUAUGAAAAAAUUAGGGCAACUAGUUGAUAGACUUUAUGAUAUUCUUUUUCAAUAAAGCUUACCUGCCAACAAAGAGGAUUUAUUUAUCAGAGGAUAUCUAGCUGAUGAUCUUGACAAAAACUAUUUUAUGGUUUACAAGUAUAAGAUGAUUUCGAAAUUUUAUAUCGAAAGAGAUUAAAAAUUUUGGAAAUACUAUCUCAUAUCUUUAAGAAAAGGACAUCUUUAAGAUAACUGGAAAGUAAAUUUUGAACAAUUUCAAGCUGAGCUUAAUAGAAUGGAUAAUUAAUAUUAAUUAGCAAACUUAAAUGAGCAAUAUUAAAAUUCAGCGGACUUGGUUAGAGUAUUCAUAUAAAAGCAAUAUUUUUCUAAAAGUAAAAUAUCAUCUGGCUCAUUUUCAAUAGAAAUUUAAUGGUUUAUCUUAUGGAUUGAGAAAAUUACUCUCAAUAUUGGAAUUCAGAAAAUCCGAGACCAUAAUGAUGAUGAAGAUGAUGAUAUUCCUGAAUCUAAUGUAACUUUAGUCAAUGAGCAAUUCGGGGUAGAUAUGAAUUUUUACCCACGGUAAAGCAGAAAUUAAUGA
Messenger RNA from Stylonychia lemnae, 885 nucleotides. Lineage: Eukaryota; Ciliophora; Spirotrichea; Sporadotrichida; Oxytrichidae. The record is from the annotation of a GenBank genome assembly.